This is a messenger RNA of Exserohilum turcica Et28A, 2473 nucleotides long. RefSeq lists its product as uncharacterized. The record is from RefSeq and is a predicted model, not a curated record. The transcript has a single exon. The coding region runs from base 491 to 2386 and encodes 631 amino acids. NCBI's taxonomy places the organism in Eukaryota, Fungi, Ascomycota, Dothideomycetes, Pleosporales, Pleosporaceae.
GCGCCUGCCACCAGGCAACCCCCCCGCGACUCACCUGUAAUCCGCACCACGUCGUGCUGGUGCGCUUGUUUUCUUCCCUUAUCAAGCGGCCGAUCUUCGCGCCUCUUGCCCUCCACGUCAUCAUCUCAACGGCUGAACUGCUUGUUGCUUUCUCUUCCUGCACUCCUUCGCACACCCCUCCCCCCCUAUUCCCUUAUUUAAUAUUCCCCUCAUUCCCCAGCUUUGGGCCCGCGACUCUGCGCUGCGCUGCGCCCGUCCGCCGCCGCCGCCGCCGCCUGUUGCUGCUGCUGCUGUCGCUCCUCCCGCCGCCGCCGCCGCCGCCUGUUGCUGCUGCUGCUGUCGCUCCUCCCGCCGCCGCUGCAACGUCAUUCGGCAGCCCGCUGCUAGCCUGCCUGCCUGCCUGCCCGCCUCUGCACGCACCUGGAUGCACUCGCCCCUCACCACGACAGAUGCCCGCUGUUGCUCUUAGGCCUCCCCGUUUGUACUCACCAUGCAGUCCAUGUUCCGCCUCCCCUGGUGUAACGAGUCGCCCGGCGACAAACUCAUGGAAAAGUCUGCCCUGCACAAGUCAAGACCCUUGCCCGUCGUCGACAUGCCAAACUUUAUGAACAAGAUCAAGCGGAAGCGGACAGACAGUCCCGAGCCGUCGCCCGCGCAGCAUGCGCAUGUAGUGAAGAAAUGGAAAGACGCCCACGGUGACGUGAAGCCGAGUAGUGCCGUCGAGAGUGCGCGCCCGGCGGCGGCGGCGGCUGCCACUGCUGCCACUGCUGCCGCUGCACACGCGGCCAAGAAAGAGAGCCCAAGUACCAGCAAGAGCAGGGCCCUCAAGUCCCACCACGCGCCUGCCAAACCAGAGCCGACCGCCGGCAGCCCUUCUGCCAACGCCUGCAAGCAACAUUCCGAGGCCGCCUCUUCCACCACGCCCGCCACCACCAUGGACUCGGCCCUGACGCCUGUGCAGCAGGCCAUCGAGGCCCAGAUCAACUACGAGAUCCUGCUCAAGCACAACGAGCUGCGCUUGAUCGAGCAGGAGCUGGCCAAGUGCCAGGUCUCGCUCGAGCAACUGCGCCGCUGCUCGUUGAUUCCCUUCCCCGGCACCGACGGCCUCAGUGAAAGCGUCAGCCUGGGCGUGGGCCCGUCUCUGCAGCCAACCCCGGGCUACACGCAGCCCCAGUACGCUGCGCCCUGGGGAGUGACCGACGGGCCCUACACCCGUCACUACGCCAAGUGGCUCAUCUCGGACGUCAAGUUUGACCCUGUUUCCGAGCGUGCGCUUGCCCAGCAGGCUCACGGUUACUUUGGCCAUGGUGAGGGCAGGACGACGCGCGGCAGCUUUGCUGACUACGGCUCAGCUCACAGAGGCCGCACGUCGCGAACUUCGACUGGAAUGUUGAAGCUCACGCCUCUUGGUGAAACUCCAGCCCCAGCCCCCAAGGUCGACCCCCUAUUGCACAAGCGCUCCACCGACGGCCAGUGGGUGCGCCUCUACUGCGCCCAGUGUGGCCACAGCAACUUUUCAAACACGCAGGGCUUCCUCAACCACUGCCGCAUCAAGCACAACCAGGUCUUCAAGAGCCACGACGCUGCUGCCAUAGCAUGCGGCGUGCCCGUCGAGUCUGCCGAAGUGGCAAAUCCGGUUGCCGCAACGGAGCCCGCCAGCACACCCGCGGCUACACCGACAGUGUCUUUUCCCGUCCCGGCUACUCCAGGUAUUGUCCACCCGCUCGCUUCGCACGCUGCUCCCCCUGCACAGGCUCCACAAGUGCACCGUGACCUGAACACUUCGCUGCCUGGCGAAUCCAAGUCUGCCACGCCAGCUAGCUUCAAGUCAUCGUCGACGCCCUACCUGGCAGCCCGCUUUCACAACAGCGGCGCCCACGGCGACUUCAAGGAGCUCGUCGACACGGCCCGGGCCAAGAUCGACUUGGAUGCCAUUGAUACUUCGGAUGACGACAGUGCCGACAACAGCCUUGCCCCCACCCCUGUAACCACGUCGGCCCCGCAUCUCGCCCGUCUGCCUGCCAGCGCACCUGCAAGCAAAACUCCCGCAAGAGCAGGUAGCAAGAAGGCCUCUUCGCAUCCAAGUCAAACGCGCCUGCACAUGUCUCUGCCGUCUCCCGCAAAGUCUGAAGGCGACGACCAUCUGCCAGGCUCGCCCAUAGACCUCAGCCCCAACACCGUCGAGUCGAAUCCGGGUCUAGUUAGCGACCAUGACGACGACGACGACGAUGAUGCAGACGAUGCGCAUAGCCAGCCUGACCUUGCUAUUGACGAUCACGUCAUGGUCGAGGACUCGAGCGACGUUGAAGGUGUGCAAGAACGCCGGGGUUCUCGGCCCGCCAUCCACGGGUGUUUUGAGAAAGGAGAGGGUAGUCGUGAACAUUGAACAUGAAAGCGAGUUAGGUCCGGCUUUUGGUGUCAUGUCCGGUUGUCCUGUCAUUUCUUUCUUCUUCUUCUUCUUCUUCUCCUCCCC